Molecule: messenger RNA, 9609 nt
Organism: Macrobrachium nipponense
Lineage: Eukaryota; Metazoa; Arthropoda; Malacostraca; Decapoda; Palaemonidae
Gene: Gcn2
Product: eIF-2-alpha kinase GCN2-like
Exons: 26
Coding region: 213-5378 (1721 amino acids)
Biological process (GO): negative regulation of cytoplasmic translational initiation in response to stress; regulation of translational initiation by eIF2 alpha phosphorylation; DNA damage checkpoint signaling
Cellular component (GO): cytosol; nucleus; cytoplasm
Molecular function (GO): eukaryotic translation initiation factor 2alpha kinase activity; ATP binding; protein binding
Source: RefSeq, a predicted model, not a curated record
CCAGGGAGGACCGAUGAUGACAUGUUUUGAAGUGACGUUUGUUUACAAGUUGUCCACCUAUAUGACGUCUAGUCUGUAGAUUAGCAGGGAUCACGUCAACGCCUUGAAACGCUGUCGCAGCAAGGGAAAAACGCUGAGGAGCAAGUUUGGCUUAUUGCAAGAAUGACACAAAUUAAAGUUAUAACCAGCAUGAACUAGUAAUUGAUAAAAGAAUGGAGGAUUCUCUUCUUGACGUAGUUGAAGGGGAAGUUGAGAUUAUACGGAGUGCCUACAGUGAAGAGUUUACUGACCUAAGAGAGCAAGAUGUUUGGAAAGUACCUCGUCCUCCUGAAGUUAGUUUGAAACUAGGCCCUCAUCAUUCUCAAGGUGGCACUCUACAUUCUCAUGUCCAUGUAGUGCUUAGGAUAAAAACAAAUGAAAAAUAUCCAUGGGAAGCACCAGAAAUUAUAUUAGAAUCCAACUCUGGCCUUGCUCACAAAGAAGUCAGUGAGUUGGAAUUCAAGCUGAAAAAUAUCGCUGAAAACUUUGCCCAAGAUGGAAUGGUAGUUAUGUUAGAGCUUUGUCAGUGCACUCAGAGUUUUCUUAGUGAGCAUGCGAGACCUUACUCUGAUAGCAUAUAUGAUGAAAUGAUGGCUGGUAAAGCAGCCCGAAAGCAAGCUAAUGAGGAAGCAAAGCAGAAGAGUCGUCGCCAGAGAGAGCAGCAAGAAGAGGAGCAAAGAACUGUGAAUCAGGAGGAAGUUGCAAGGGUUAAAGAGGAAUUAAAAGAAGCUGAACGUCAAAGGAGAGAACGAACUCGAAUGAUGCUGAAAGACAUAUGUCAAGAGAAACCUUCAGGUGCUGAAACAUGUGACUCUCCAAGUCAUAGACGGAUGAAGAAUCGCACAGUUUCUGAGUGCAGCUCUGACGGGGGCUCUGGAGAACCCUUGGGCAGCAUGUGUUUGAAAUUUCCCAUCGGAGGAAAGCAGGAACGUGCCGUGACCAUAAUUGGUUGCAUAGCUGAGAGACAGAAUCAGGGUUGUAGUAUUUUAGAGACUUUUGAAAAGUCAACAGGAGAGCAUGGUGUUGUGUAUCACUGGGAAGUGAAGCUCAAACGAAUAGGCCGUAAAGGAAAUCUUUCCAGAAUUGGUCAAGAAACCCAAUUGGAGGAUUUGACUAAUAAAUUUAGUGUUUUAGAAAAAGAAAUGACAUCUAUUUUGAAGCUCUCUCAUGCUAAUUUGAUCCAUUAUUGGGGAAUGAAAGUGAAUGUUCGACAAAAUGAAGGUCUUAGUGUUAGUGUUUUACAGGAAUAUUUACAUGGAACUUCCAUGAGUUACUAUGUUCAAUGUCGUAUACCAGUGAGUGGUAAUAUCCUGAAACAUAUUACAAAAGGAACCCUGGAAGCCCUGAAUUAUCUUCACAUGAAUAAUGUUGUACAUCGAGAUCUCAGGGAUUCAAGUAUUUAUCUUGAUAACCAGUCUCGUCUAGUCAGAGUUGCAGAUUAUGGUGCAGAGCGAAAAAUUGUUGAAGCAGUAAUGGAAUUCAACGAAUCUUUAAAAGUCCCAGCCAGUUAUCCUAUAUCCCCUGGAAGAGGAGGCAAGAAAGGGGAUAUUUAUAGAUUAGGACUUGUCAUCCUUUCCUUGUUCCUUGGUGAUAGGGUCCAAGUGAUUGUGCCUUCUUUACCACCUGAUUUGAAUGUGGAUUUGAAGGACUUUCUCCAGCAUUGUCUCGAAGUAAGUGAUCAAGACAGAUGGACAACUGAGCGUCUCCUUACUCACACAUUUGUCAAUGAGUUUUCAGAUAAGACUGAAAAUACUCAAAAGGAUGAGAACUCUAGAGAGGGCUGUCAAGACAGGUAUGAUUCACAAGGAGAUGACGACCUCUCAUCUGGAGAGGGUGGAGAGCUCUCAAGGGAAAUGCCCUUUGAUCUUCCUCCAAAUCUAAAAGGAUUUUCAAGACUUCGCGAAGAGUAUGUUUGUCUGGAGUGGCUGGGGAAAGGAGGAUUUGGUCAUGUAUAUAAGGUUCGAAAUAUAGUUGAUGAGAGGGAAUAUGCUCUGAAAAGGAUUCCUCUUCAUCAGCAAAAGGAUGUUGUUAGAAGGAAGAUCAUCAAGGAAGUUAAGCUUUUGUCAUCAUUAAACCAUGAAAAUGUUGUUCGCUAUUACACAUCAUGGAUUGAAAAAUUUGUACAGGAUGAAAAUGGGGAAAAUACUGAAGUGGAUGGGAUCUCUGUUAUUGCUAAAGAUACUUCACCAACAGACACAGAAAACACAAGCAAUUCGCAAGUUACGCCAAGCACAGACAAGUUUUCUUCUGAUUCAAAAAGUGACCAAAAAGGAUACGUUCGAAAUAUAGUUGAUGAGAGGGAAUAUGCUCUGAAAAGGAUUCCUCUUCAUCAGCAAAAGGAUGUUGUUAGAAGGAAGAUCAUCAAGGAAGUUAAGCUUUUGUCAUCAUUAAACAAACAUGAAAAUGUUGUUCGCUAUUACACAUCCAUUGGAUUGAAAAAGUUUGUACAGGCUAAAGAUGAGGAUGAAGUAACUAUUCUAGAAGAACAGCCUCAGGUGUCACAAUCUCAAGUGGUUGACGAUGAUAAUACACCUAUUAUUCAAGAUGAAAAUGGGGAAAAUACUGAAGUGGAUGGGAUCUCUGUUAUUGCUAAAGAUACUUCACCAACAGACACAGAAAACACAAGCAAUUCGCAAGUUACGCCAAGCACAGACAAGUUUUCUUCUGAUUCAAAAAGUGACCAAAAAGGUAAUAAUGAAGAUUCAGACUGGAGUAUUUUAUUUGAAGGCAGCACUACCAAUCCCAAUUUUCCCGCUACAGUUGUUGAUGAUGAUGAAAGUGAUGAGGAUGAAGAAGACUGGCUGAUUAGCAGUUUAGCGCCAAUGAUGAAGGAUGAUGAGAGCUCUGAAGAUGUGGAGUUUUAUGACUCUCAGAAUCCAGAGAUAGAAGUAGAUGGUUUAGAUCGUCCUGAUGGUCCUGAAUUAAUAGCCUUGUCUCAGUGUCAGAAAAAAGUACAGUACCUGUACAUUCAAAUGCAGCUUUGUGAGAAACAUACACUUCGGCAGGCUAUUGAUAAUGGGUUAUACCUGGAUGUAGAUCGCAUGUGGCGGCUUUUUCGUGAAAUGGUGAACGGUCUAGACUACAUCCAUGCCCAGGGUCUUAUUCACCGAGAUCUUAAACCAGGAAAUAUUUUUCUUGACUCCUGUGAUCACAUCAAGAUUGGAGACUUUGGAUUAGCCACGGCUGCUAUCAAAGCCAAAAAAACAAUAGACAAAAUCCCAAUGGCAGAUACUGAGGAGAACAAGGAUAGUGUGUUAACAGGUCAAGUUGGAACUACCUUUUACAUUGCACCAGAAGUUACUGAAGCCAAAGGAAAAGUGAGCUAUACAAAUAAAGUUGAUAUCUAUAGCCUUGGCAUUAUUUUCUUUGAGAUGGUUUAUCCUCCCCUCAAAACUGGAAUGGAAAGGGUUAAAGUUUUAUCUGAUCUAAGAAUGAAGGAGAUACAUUUCCCUCCAGAUCUAAAGGAAAAAGAAAAUUUUCCAUGUCGUCAGCUUGUUCGUUUACUUCUCAACCAUGAUCCUCACUCAAGGCCAACUACAACAGGCAUUCUUAAAUCUUCUCUUCUGCCACCUCCAACAGCCGAGGAGCAGAAAUUUAUGGAAACUCUGGAGAGUAAGUUGCACAAUACCAGAUCAUCAAGCUAUCAGGAAAUCCUAACCUUGGUAUUCAAACCCUCUGCUCGGCCUGAACUGGAAGCUACUUUUGAAUGCAGACAUCCAAUAUCAUCUGAUUAUUCCACCUACUGGAAACAAGAUUACCUUCAUUCUCUUAUCAAUGCUGUGUUUAAAGCUCAUGGUGGUAUCUGGAUCCCCACGUCCUUUUACAUACCAAAAGGUUCAUUUUAUGAGGACAAAGAUAAUUUGGUGUGCCUAAUGUCUCGUAGAGGAGAGCUGAUUUCAGCCCAGUAUGAACUACGAUAUCCAUUUGCCCGAUUUGUUGCCCGCAACGAGAUCAAGUACAUGAGAAGAUACUGCAUAGAUCGUGUUCAGCGUGCUUACAAAGUUUGUGGUGUUCAUCCUAAGGAAUGUUAUGAGUGUGCUUUUGACAUUAUAUCAUCAAAAAGGGAGGCCUCAGAAUCUGCAGCAAGAGUGAUGCUAGUAACGCAUGAUCUGAUACAACAAAUAAUUCAAGAACGUACACAGGAUAUCAAGAUUAGUGUAGGACACAUGGGACUAGUACAUGUUAUUCUAAAGCACUGUGGAAUUGAUGAAUCCCUUCACAAUAAACUUAUUAUACUCCUGAAGGAAUGGAAUGGAAAACGGAUGACUUUUGAAAGUCUUGGGGAAUGGUUGCGGGACCUUGGGGUUGCUCGAUCAUCUGCAGAAAGUCUAAAAGGAUUUCUGGUUUUAGAUGGACCUGUGGAGGAAGUCAUAAAGUCUUUUAAAGACAAAGGGCUGACAUCUCGCCAUAGGAGUUUAAUACCACUUGUAAAACAAAUUAUAUCUGAAAUUGAAGAUAUUACAGAAACUGCUUUCACAUUAGGAGUAAAAUAUUGUGUUCAACUUAAACCUAUGAUGGUGGCAGAUGUUCAUCUGUAUUGUGGAUUUAUGUGCCAAUUUUUGAUGGAUGUUCGGAAGAAGAAUAACAUCGUUCAGGAAUUGUUAGCACAAGGAGGAGGUUAUGAACAACUAAUCCAGAAACAUGGCAGCAUUUGGCAUCAGCUUUUCUGGAUAAGUUUGUUGGUUGUGUAUGUGAAUCAGUCAACCUUACAAUAUAGUGGACUAAGUGUUGAGAGAAAUAAAAUUGUGUGCUUUACUAAACAAAUUAGUGCAAAGGGCAACCAUGAAGUUUAUAGGAGCAUUUUAAACCAGACUACAGAAGAAGCAGAGAGUUUUGUAGAGAAUCGGGGUAUUCCUAAUUGGUUCAUGCUGAUGGGUGGUGACAAAAGCAACACAAGAAGUGACUCCAAAAAUACUGGUGUGAAUAGCCCAGAAGACAUUCAGCUCAAUAUAACAUUCAUAACAAAUACUUCAAAAAAACAGAGCAAAGGUCGUGACCCCCCCAAAGAAGAGAUGAACAUAAUACACCGUGAUGUUAUGUCUGCUGUAACUAAUCGUUGGCCAAAUUUAGGACCAAGCACAACUUUGGAAGUCUGGGCUGUAGACCUUGAUAAAAGGGCUCUUUUGGCUUUUGGAAUGCUGGAUACAGAUAGCAGCUCCAAAAACUUCAAGGACUCUGUGAAAGAUCUCAAAUUGCAAUUUCAAGAUCAAAAAGAUUACAUUGAAGAGAUAAGUAAUCAAUUACACAGGAAGAUUUUUCCAAGAAAAAAGUCGGAACGAUGUCUUCCAAUCAUACUUUAUAGCACUAUUUCUUCUGGUACUUUUAAGAGAGUUAUAUAACUCUAAUUGUGAUAUUAGAUUAAUUUAAUAAAUGGUGAUGUUACUGUUAUUAAAAUUUUUGCCAGCUAAGUAUUGGUGCAAUAUAUGACAGUGAGGGCUUAUUAUUUUUCAUUUUUAUAAUUUUUUUUCUGUAAAACAGUAUUAAUAUUUAGAUUAUUGAUCAAGUUACUGGUUCCUGUAAACUUUAUUUUUGUAUCCCAGAAACCGUAUUUUACAGUGCAAUUUAGUUGCAACUUUGUACGUACGAGAAUUACAAAAGUGAAUAUGUUUAAGGCAGUGCAAAUAUCAGUAGUACUUCUUCAUGGCAAUUUACUAUCAUUUUGGAAUUCUCAACCACAAAAAAUUCUAGUUUGUAGAGUCAGGGUGACUGUUGUUAUUCAGUUUUACUGAUUAAUGUUAAAAAAGACAUUUUAAAUAUGUAUAAAAAAUUAAUGUUUCAAAGAUAGUGAGGAGUGUAGGAAUUAAUUUAAUUACAAUUAGAAUGAACAUUUGAUUAUUGUUACUUGUCCUUUACUAUGCAGCAGAUUAAAGAUAGUAUCAUAAAUCACAGUGUAAUUCUGCAACCUGAUAGCAUAGGCAAGUAAUAUUUGUAAAAUCACUGCCUAUUUAUUUCAACUGAACUUUCUGGGAAUAAUUUUCAUCAAAGCAGCUCCUAUAAUUUUUAUGUUCUGCAAAAAAUAGCAUGUCCCUAUGAUUAAUUAUUAUUAUUAACAUUAUCAUUAUUGGUAAGUACAUAUAUAUGUUAUUUAGCGGGAGGUUUAGACAACAGAGGCACUGUGUUAAGUAAUUUAACCAAAUAUGGCAUUUACUCAAAUAUGACAGUGAUUAAUGUAAGUCUUGCUGGAGUUUUAAGUAGGUUGAUAGCCACUCUUUAAACAGUGAUUGAUAUAAAUUCUCUCUCUCUGCUGCAGUUGCCAUUGGUAACAGUGAAUUUACCCUGCUAAGUCUGGCAUUUGAUCUUAUAUAAAAUUGAUUGAUAUAGAUUCUCUCUCUCUCUUUCUCUCUGAUUACAGUUUCUCUUAGUAAUAGUGAACUUAACUCAGUAAACUUGGCAUGUACUCUGAUAUGAUGAAUUUUUAUGUCAGUUAAACCAGGAUAGAUUUAAGCUUCAGUUUCAUGUUGUAUUUACAUAACAGCACAUUGGAAGGGGGUUACAUCAGCAGAAGUUUUUUGAUAUGUUAUAGUAGUAUCUGUUUCAGGUCAUUUUUAUAUACUGUAGUACAGUAUUGUAGGGUGGUAGUAUUAACAUACAGUCAUGUUUUUAUUUGUAAAGCUUGAUUUUUUUAACAUAUUUAUAUUAUUUGUGUACCUGGUGCAAUUUUUCUUUAUUUGUCAAAUCUGAGUUCAAAUUUGUAUAAGUUAGCACUGCCUGGGUUGAGAGCUGAACAUAUAUAUGUUGUAUGCUAUAAUUCUAAUUUGCUGAAUCAAAUUUAGAAAAAUAUAAUCCUUAGUUCUGAUCUCUUGAAUUUUCAUCUUCUGAGAUCUGUAACCAUGUCAAUUUCACACUUUCUUGUGAGUGUUGCUUUGCAUGAUCAGUAAAUGAUUUCAGUAUUUUUUCUUAUAAAAAGUUUUUUAAGUUUGCCUUGCUUUUUCUUUGCAUCACAUCCCCCAAUAUCUUGUUGGAUCAUUGUUCUGUAGAGUCGAGAAACUUCAUCUAACCUCUAAGAAUGUUAUGUGACAGCUGUCAGGCAAAAUCCUCCUAUGGACACUGUUGAGGUUAACUAUUCUUGGAUUGCAUAAUUUCUUUUAUCCCCAUCUAGCAUAGGAAAGAAUACACAUCAACAGAGGAAAAAAUGUCUUGUUACUUUUGUUCUUUUCAUAAUUUUUAUAGAUUUUAAUUUUCUUUAGAUGUUACAGAUGAUUCCAUCAGAGGAAAAUAAAAUUAGCUUGAGAUAAUUAAGGAACAGACAAAUUAAGAGGAUUAUUGGAAUUAUAAGUUUAGGAGAAAAAAGAACCACCUAAUGAGGGGCCAGUGUAUUCAGCCUGAGUGGACCAAAAAGAAAUAGGUACAAUGAUUUUGAUUAUAAAUAUUAUUCAAUUAGCAUUUGUAUUAAUGGAUUUAUUGUUUAGGCAUUAUUGUUUUUGUUUAAUGAAGUUCAUAUGCCUUUCAGGGCUGGGAAGAAUAGUUUGCUUGUGGUAAAUUCAGUAUGUAUUAUCAGCUGGUUAAGGAGAAGUUGUAAUUAAGUAUAAAUGUUAGUACAGUGUCUGAAUACUCUAGAAUCAAAGCAAAAAGAAGUUUAAAGCAAAGGCUGGGAGUAAUUGACAACGAAGUAAGGUAAAAGCGGCUAACAGCAUACACACACUUAGAAAACAUCAACUGUUCCACACAGAAAACAUUAACUGUCCAGUGGGAAUAUCCAAGAAGCUUUUUUUUAAUUUAAUAAUUUUUUGCUAAAAAUAAAAAAUAAUUUGUCUGUUGUAAUACUCACGCAUAGAAAACCACCUUUUCUAUUUGCUUUUUACCUUUCUCUCCAGUGAUUGGUAAUUCUCAGUUUUUCUGUUAUGUGUCAUUUUAUCUGAGAGGUCUUAAGAUGUUAAAUUCUGUUUUAUAUUUUGUUUUACAGUAUUCUCAUUUUAUUGACAUUUAGAGCCAUAUACAUGCACAGUAUUCUUACCAAUGUAUGGUAUCAGUACUGGUACUAUUCAUCUGUGGCGAAGACAUUUGUUUUUGCAAAUGUUAAUGUUUUUUGUGUUAAGAGAUACUCAUAUGUGAAGUCAGAUAAGGUGCUGCUUUCGUUUUCCAUCUUUUCUUAUAAUUGUCUUAUCAUUCUAGUGCACAUAUUCAUUUCAGUGUCAUUAUAUAUGAAAUGUUUGUUUUCUGUAGUUUUGAUACUGGUCUCGUGAAUAUGUACAUAGGAGUUAUGGAUGGAGGUCAGCUCACUGCUAUUAAUUGUAUAGAAAUGAGCAAAGGUUAUGCUUUUUGGAAUGUUAUAUUCAAAUAUAAUUGUUUUAUAUCAGGAUUUCCAAUGGAAAUGUACUCAACCAUGACAUUGUUUUAAAAAGAUGAAAACAUGAUAAUUACAGUGAAACUUAUUUUAAAAAGUAUGCUAGAAUUAAAUGACUAACAGGAUCGUAAGUAAUUCCCAGACACCAGGACAAAUGUUAAUUUUGCCCUGCAGCAUUAGACUGUUUGGCAGAGAUAUACAUUAAUUCAUAACUAAUGAUUAUAAUAGUUAGAGUUAGGUAAGAGAUCUGAUUUGGUUGUUAUAUACUUAAAUUUCAAUAGUUCCCCAGUAACUGAAAUUCAAGAAAUUUCUGUAAUUAGCUUUCCACAUAAUGGACUAAAAACCAGUAACUUGAUUUUUUCUCUUGUAAUUAAUUUAUCAGAAGGUUGUCAUGUUAAAGCUGUUGUGUAAUGUACUUAAAUACCUAAUUUUUAUAUAAGUAACUUACCAAAUAAUUACACAGCUAUUAGUUUCUACUUUACGGCAGCUCAAAAAUGUGAAAACUACGGCAGUGCUCUUUUGUUUUGGGUGUAGGUAACUAGCCCACCUACUUUUGGGGAUUGAAUAGGUACCACAUAGCUGAGCUCAAUUCAUUUCUGCCUGUCAAUGACUGAACAUUGGUCGUUGAGCAGCUCUGAAUUUUUGUUCACUAGAUGAUUGUGAUUUUCACUGCCUUUGAUGACAUAUUUUGUUCUUUUGGUGUGCUAAUUACAUAGCUUCGGUCAUUAUGUAUUUUGACUUAUUUACUGACUGUGACCUUAUGACUUUGAUCAGACUCUAGUUUAUCUAGUGUCAGGUUAUGCAGCAUUGGCUGCAAACAAGACUGACUUCAGCUAAAUAUGAUAAUCACACUAUGUGUUUUAUGUGUAGAAGGCAGAUUUGCUAUUUGCUUUUCUCUUGUGACAAGUGCAAAGACUGGGACCAGGGAAAGUGGCAGGUUUUUUGUGCUCAUUUAGAAAAACUUCAGCGUGACAGGAGGAGAAAGGUGACUGCUAGAGUAGAGGCCAGGGCUUCUUCUAGUAAGGUUAGUUUGCCUAAUGUUGAUGUAAAUUUACCAGUCCCUUAUACACCUACUACCUUUUCCCCUUUUCCCUUAUAACUAGUUCCUUGUUGGAAGAGUGGUUUAUUUGCUCACUUACCGAUUUGGUAGUCACGAGUUUGAUUCCCAACUCUGCCAAUGUGGAAUCAAAGGAAUUUGUUUCUGGUGAUUAGAAAUUAAUUUCUUGAUAUAAAGUAGUUCGGAUCCUACAAUAAGCUGUAGGUCCUGUUUGCUAGGUAACCAACUG